Molecule: messenger RNA, 210 nt
Organism: Arabis nemorensis
Lineage: Eukaryota; Viridiplantae; Streptophyta; Magnoliopsida; Brassicales; Brassicaceae
Source: the annotation of a GenBank genome assembly
AUGGAUUCUGAGCAACUGAGAGAGUACGGACAUCGGAAAAACAGAGUGGCUUUGGUCUCUGAUCAAGAUAUUGUGCAUGGCGGGCAAAUUAAAAAAUGCUUGGGAAAAUGCAUAUGGGUACAUGCAAGCCAAGUGAUCGAUCGAGCGCUUUGGAAGUGGCGGUUCCGAGACGACGGAGCCAGAGAAUUUGACGCCGCGGGCGAAACCUAG